Equus caballus (horse) is the source of this 4454-nucleotide messenger RNA. NCBI's taxonomy places the organism in Eukaryota, Metazoa, Chordata, Mammalia, Perissodactyla, Equidae. The record is from RefSeq and is a predicted model, not a curated record.
GUCUGCUAGCCUUUCAUAAAGAGAAAUGGAAACAAGCAAUGGAAGUUCUGAAACAGACUUCAUUCUUCUGGGGUUUUCUGACAGGCCUCAAUUAGAACGCAUCAUCUCUGUGCUUGUCUUCAUCUUCUAUACUGCCACUCUGGUAGGAAACACAACCAUCAUUCUUGUAUCUUACCUGGAUACCCAGCUCCAUACUCCCAUGUAUUUCUUCUUAUCCAAUUUGUCUUUUCUGGACAUCUGUUAUACAACUAGCAUUAUCCCCCAAAUGCUGGUCAAUCUAUGGGGUCCAAAAAAGUCUAUUACAUAUGGAGGAUGUGUGCUCCAAUUCUUCUUUGCCCUGGACUUGGGAACUACAGAAUGUCUUCUCUUGGCUGUGAUGGCCUAUGACCGCUAUGCUGCUGUCUGUCAACCUCUUCACUACACAGUAGUAAUGCACCCUCAGCUUUGCCAGAAGAUGGUGCUGACUGCCUGGUCAAGUGGUUUAGGCAGUACAUUAAUUCUUUUCUCCCUGACUUUGAAGUUGCCAAGAUGUGGGCACCGGAAGGUGGAUCAUUUUUUCUGUGAGAUGCCAGCAUUGAUCAAGAUGGCUUGUGUCUAUUCAAAAGUAAUUGAGAUUCUUGUCUUUGCUCUUGGAGUGGUAUUUCUUUUGGUACCUCUAUCACUAAUUCUCAUCUCAUAUGGAGUUAUCACUCAUGCUGUCGUGAGGAUCAAGUCAGCAGCAAGGUGGCAUAAGGUCCUCAACACAUGUGGUUCGCACCUCACAGUGGUAACUCUGUUUUAUGGAACAAUCAUUUAUAUGUACAUGAAGCCACAGAAUCACACAUCCCAAGAUGAAGGGAAGUUCCUUACUCUUUUUUACACAAUCGUGACACCCAGCCUUAACCCUCUGAUCUACACUUUAAGAAACAAAGAUGUCAAGAGCGCAAUAAAGAGAAUAUUCUGGGUAGAAAAAUGGUCAGCAAUGUCAUGAGUUAGGUGGAAAAAAUCAGAGUGCAGAGAGCUAAAAAAAUAAUAUUGACCUUUUCCAACAGAUGAUGAAUCAACUCAUUUAUUCAAAGAACAUUUUUUGGCUGCUUACCACAUACCAAGAAUUGUAGUAGGCACUGACUUUGUAAGUAAGUAGGAAGUACAGAGAAAUGAUAAGGAGAUAGAUAAACAAGAGAUACAGAUACAAAAGUAAAAUGCAAUCCAUGUGCUUAAAAAGCCUCAAGACUAAUCAGGGACUGCAGAUAAAUAAAUACAUAAUUAUGAAAUGUGGUAAGUACAAUAAUAGAGCUCUGUACAAAGUAUUAAGGAAAGAUUUCACAGGGGCAUUUAUUCUAAUCUAGGAUUAUACUGGACACUGGAUUUUUUUCUUCCCAGACUUACAACAUUUAUGAGAAACAACACUGCCUUUUAUUCACCUGAUACUGCCAGAGGAGCCUUUGUGGUGGAGACUAACUUCUUACCAAUACCCAUUCCACCUUCUGCCUCAAGUUCUAACUGGGCAUAGGACCACCAUGCUGCAAAUCACAUUUCCUAGCCUGGCCUCCACCAACACAAUGCCAGGGAAAUAAUGUGUGCAACUUCUGGAUCAUCUUCUCAAACAUGAAGCCACUUGUUCUGACCUCCCUCCCCCCCUCCCUCCCCUUCCUUUAGGCUGGAAUGUGAAUAUGGAGGGCUAUUAGUGAAGGGAACAGUAAAAUGGAAACAGAACCACCCCACAAGCAAAGCAACGCCUCCAGACCAUUGCAGGAGGAAAAACAUCUUCUGUAUUAUUUCAUGUUAAUUAAGCCUCUAUAUUUUUGGGUCUCUGUGUCAUAGUAGCUUAGUUUUUAUCCUUAUGUGGUCUGAUAAGGAGUUUGGGCUUUUUCCUGUAUGGUAUUUUGUUACCUGGACCAGCAGCAUCAGUAUCACCUGGCAACUCAUUAGAAAUGCAAAUUCAGACCUACUGAAUCAACAGUCUGAGGAUGGACCCAGAAAUCUAUGUUUUUUAACAAGCACUAGAGGCGAUCAGGCUAAAGUUUGAGAACCACUGUUACAGAGAAUAGGGAGACACUGAGUGUUUCUAAACAGAAAAUUAACUAGUUUUAUAGAUUUUAAUUAAUUUCCUUCCUGAUAGAUAUGUAAAAGAAGGUUGAUAUGGACAUCUCAAGGCUUUUAGAUAAGUAGUUUCCAAAUGCCUCAAAUGUCAGACUCCAGGUUAGGUCCAGUCCAUGAGAGACCUUUUGCUCCACCAAUGUGGAGAAGUGAGAAAAAUAAGUUUCACCUGAGAUUAAGUGAAGUCAAUAUAAAAGGUUAUUUUUUAUUUAAUAUUAUCUUCUUACACUUUGGUUUUAUAAUUUUCUUUCUGCUAAUGAGUUAUGGUGGUAGUAGAUGGUAAUUUUUUGGAAAGGGGCUUGAUUCCUUUUUGGUUUUAUUCCUUUUUAAAUGUUUUUAUAAUAAGUUUUUAUUCCUUUUUGCAGGUAACUUUAAUAUUGUCAAUUGUGUAAUCCUUGAUAAAAAAAUCUGAGAGAGGAUGAUGAUAUCAAAAGAUAGGGAAAGCAUAAAGACAAUAUCAAUUUUAUCAUAUUGUAAGGAUUGUGGAAGAAAGAGAAAAGUAUAGAAUGGUGAAAUUGCAGCCACUGGAAAUGAGUAUCAACUUUUCUUUCUGAGAAGUGCUGAUCCUAAAUCCUGACAGACACUUGAUUUAUCAUGUGAAUACCUCUUACUCAAUCUUCUACACUCACUGAAAUCUUACCUCAUCUGAAAAGUCCUUACGAAUCUCAUCAACCAUCCUUUGAAUUCCCUCCACAAUCUGACCAUAUCCCUAUUAUGGCAUUAUCUCAUUUUAUUUAUUUGUUUCUAUGUACGUUUGAGGAGAAGGCAUUGGUGAGCUGUUCAACAACAUAGAACCUCUUAUUCAUAAGUGAUUUUGCUGUGUCUAAAUUGGUUUCUGACAUGAAUUAUAUAUUUGAUGAAUGUACAAUGAUUAAAUAAAUGAAUAGCUUUUAAAUAAGUCUAUGUGAAAUGUUUUUAAUUCUGUAGAAUAUGUCAAGAGUUCAUUUGGUAAUGAAUACUGGAGCAACAUCUUCAGGCUUUUGUUAGCAUUUAGGACAAAGGAAACACAUGUGACAAAAGAGAAAGGAAGGAUAGUAUAGUUUUUCUUUCACAUGCAUAAUAUUAUAGAAUCUUCACAGCAUCCCUUGGAGUACAUAUAAAUACAUACAUAUAAGUAUGUAUUUGGAAACUAUAAAAACAGAAAGAAUAAAAUUACAAGUUGCUUAUUAUCUCAUAACCCAGAAAUAAUGACUGCUAACUUUUUAAUUAAUUUCCUUUUAAUUUAUUCCCAUCCAUAUUAAAGUUUGGGUCAUGUUAAGGACCCUGCUUUAUUUCCACCAAUGUAUGCAUUCACAUCAGAUAUAUCUCCCCUAAGGGAGCAAAAACUGACUCUUGGGGAGAGGCAAAAAUCUUAGAUAGCACAAUGAUUGGUGGCCUUCCAAAGAGCCAGUGGACGUAAACAGGUAUAAGAUAUAACUGUGGUAUUAAAAUUUCAUUAGGAGGGAGAUGGUGAUAAUUAAAAAAUAUAUAUUGGGGAAAGAAUAUCUUAGUAUUAUAGCAUGUGCUUUUCCCUAUUUGAAAAGAUGACUAAAACAAAGAUUCUCCUGGGCCAAAAUGAUAGACAAUAGUAUACAUACCCAUGCUCUAGUACCUGAGAGAGGCAUUAAACGUCUUCUAGGUUAGUGACUGAAACGUGGAUUCAAUGAUUGCCUCGGUUAAUCAGGUUAAAAUCCUGGAAAUUCCCUGGCGUACUAUAAAAAAUUUUUUAACACAAUGUAUUAGGAAAUCAGGAAUUUGAGGAAUCUGACAUCCUAUUUAUUCCUGGUUGUAUUAGUUAUCUGCUGCUACAUAAACAUUUUUUAAAAGAAACAAACAAGACUUCUAGAAAGGAUAAAUAUAGGUUGAAAAUCUCUUAUCCACAAUUCUGAAUCUAAAAAGCUUGGGAAACUAAAAAUUUUCAUAACGCAUUUGGCAGCGCUACCUGACCUAGAACGAUGUGAGGUUGUUUCUGGGCUUUACCUUCAGUUCUAUUGAACAAAAGUAGAUCUGUGUUAAAAGAAAAAUAUUCCUUUGUAAGUGAGAACAGUAUUAGCUAUUUGUCAUUUGUCAGAAACAGCAAAUACUUCUUAAAGAGGACACUCAUUAUUAUCACUAAUUUAUAAAACCAUAGAUUUUCUUUGGAGUUGAGGAUACAAGAGAAAUUAGAACGUUUCUGUUUUAGGAUAUAAUAGUAGCAUCAGAGGAAAUACUGUCAAAGAAUAACAACUUUAACCUAUUUUUAUCAAAGAUGUUUUUUAAUUAUUUUUUUGAGUUCACAUUGGUUUAUAACAUUAUGUAAAUUUCAGGUAUACAUUAUUAUAUUUCAGUUUCUGUAAAGACUGUGUCUUGGUCACCCCAAACAGUCUAGUUUCCAUCCGUUAUCAUUCAUAUAUGUG